This is a messenger RNA of Hevea brasiliensis (rubber tree), 934 nucleotides long. RefSeq names its product proline-rich receptor-like protein kinase PERK3. The coding region runs from base 25 to 396 and encodes 123 amino acids. The transcript is spliced from 6 exons. The record is from RefSeq and is a predicted model, not a curated record. Gene Ontology annotation, biological process: protein phosphorylation. Gene Ontology annotation, molecular function: protein kinase activity; ATP binding. Lineage: Eukaryota; Viridiplantae; Streptophyta; Magnoliopsida; Malpighiales; Euphorbiaceae.
ACCACUUUGGAGUGGACAAAAAGAAUGAAAAUCGCCAUGGGAACAGCUAAAGGGUUAGAAUAUUUACAUGAAAAUUGCACACCCAAAAUCAUUCAUCGUGAUGUUAAGGCCGAUAAUAUACUUAUUGACGAUAAGUAUGAGCCAAAGAUAGCAGAUUUUGGACUUGCCCUUCUUUUUCCGGAAACUGGUAGCCUCACUCACAUCACUAGAUCAAACAAGGGAACUCAAGUUUAUGCAGAUCCAGAGUAUUAUCCUCAAAAAGUCUCUGAAAAGUCAGAUGUUUAUUCCUAUGGAGUGGUUCUUUUAGAGCUAAUAUCUGGGAGAAAAACUAUAUUAGAAGGCAUUGACAUUGUUGCUUGGGUACGAUACUCAUCUAUAAUAGCUAAUAUCUUUUGAAAUUUAUGGAUUCUUUCAAAUAUCUCAAAUCAAAUACUGCUUUUCUAUUGUACUAUAAAAAUAAAGGGGAAAAUGAUGGUAGAAAAUUAAACCUUGGCGAAAAAAUAACUACUUGUAUUUAUCAAUUUCAGGCAAAACCUCAAAUGGAAUCUGCUUUGUGCAGUGGAGACUAUACAAAUCUUGUCGAUUCCAAAUUAUUACAAACGAAGUAUAAUGAAAAAGAAAUGAAAACAAUGAUUUCUUGUGCUGCAGCUUGUAUAUAUAAACCAUCAAGCUCUCGUCCAAAAAUGAAUCAGAUAGUUCGAGCUCUUGAAGGAUAUAUGUGUAUAGAAGAAAUAUGGAAUGAGAAGAAUGACAACAUAUUCCUGAAAGUGAUCUCCCCCAUCAGUGGAACUUCCUUGGCCUUCCCCACGGGAAUUGACUCUACUUUGUCAAAUGGAGCUCAGGGUCCAGAUCCUUCAUUCCGGGAUCCAACCCCAACCAAUGGAAGAGAUAACCCUCCAGAUGCAAGACUGCCCAAUGGUGGUGGACAGGUUCA